Anopheles darlingi is the source of this 3729-nucleotide messenger RNA. RefSeq names its product centrosomal protein of 135 kDa (gene Cep135). The transcript has 9 exons. The record is from RefSeq and is a predicted model, not a curated record. Bases 81 to 3413 code for a protein of 1110 amino acids. Lineage: Eukaryota; Metazoa; Arthropoda; Insecta; Diptera; Culicidae.
GGAAAUUACGUGCUGGCCAGGAAUUUUGCAAGUUAUGUGCAGUUUUACGUGACCCUCAUCGAAAGACUCGUGAGUCGACAAUGGACAUCGAAUCGCGGCACAGCGAGCUGCGGCAGCGGUUGGAUCAUCUCGGGUUUGGCCAUCCUUUACCGCUGAGCGCGAUCGGAAUCGUAUCGGCGAUCCUGGACGAUCUCAUCCAGACGGCCGAAAAACUGAAAUCCGCAAACCAGCAGAUCGAACAGCUCUACCAGGAGAAAGCCGCCUGGGAGCUGGGUGUGGAGCCGUACAAGUGCGACAACUCGCGACUACUAGCCGAAUGCAACGAACUGCACCUGGAGUUGAUCAAGCAGCAGGACAAACACAUCCUGGCGAACACGGAACUGCGAUCACGGGUGCGAUCGCUGCAGGCGGAAAAGAAACUGCUGGAGGAGAAAUGCCUGCAGGCCGAGGGCAAGGUGCGUGAGCUGCAGGCAAACGGUGGUCCUGGCAGCAGCAGUGACUGUGCCAAAUCGCGCAAAGACACCGUCAACAAGCAAAGGAAACCGUUCAUUUCGACGGUGCGUGGCGGUGGUUCGUAUCCUGCCACGUCGUGCUGCGAACCGCAGCAGAAGUCGGCGCCCUCAGGCAUGGGUGAAAUGCGGUGCCGGUGUCCGUGCAAUCAAGUGAAGCAAGUGGACGCAGUGCACGAGGUGGAACGGUUGAAGGUGGAAACACAAAAUCAGCAGGGAGUCAUCGAUGCGCUUCAGAAACAGAUUGAUUUUCGUGAUCGAGAAAUCCAUCGUCUAGGUGCACUCUUUUCUGGUGGUCGGCCAGCGGAAGCCCUGGCAAAAGACUGCUGCUACCGUGGUGUGGAUGUACUCGGUCAGGAUGUGGACACCUUGCAGCAGGAGAAGCUUUCUCUCCAGCGGAAGCUCGACGAAACACAAAUGGCACACGAGCGAACGAGCCGGAAGUUGGGGAAGAUGUCAGAAAAGAACCAACAACUGGAGAAAGAACUGCGCGAAAUGGAGAACGUUGCACUGAAAGUGGAAUCGGAAGCGAAUCUAAACAUUCUUGAGCAAAGCCGGCAGAAUUCGGAUUUGCAAGCUAAACUACAGCAGUGGCAAAUGCGGGUGAAGGAGUUAGAAUCUUUGCUGGAAUUGUGUUCAGGAACGAGCAGGAUACAGCUGCAAACUGACAGUUCGGCCACUUCAUCCUCGUGUCCGAGUGCUGCUCCUCUAGACACGGCACUGCAAAAUGCACUCAAGCAGGCAACGGAGGAAAAGCGUCAGCUGUACAAACAGUUGAACGAGCUGAAGGAUCGUGAGCAUAACCUAAGGAGUGAUCACGAAAAGGUGAAGGCUAAAUACACGAAACUAAAACAAAAGUACUCCAUUCUGGAAGCUUCACAGUCUCGAACAAAUGUGAUAACCGACAUUGAAAGCCAGGCGGAGCUGCGUUCGCUCAAGGAUCAGUGUGACGAACUAGAGGUGAAGUUUCGGAAGGUAAAAGAGGAACGUGAUCGCUAUAGUUCGGAGUCGGAGCGACAGCACCGGUUAGUGAAAGAAUUGAAGCGCGAAAGCUCGAACAAGGAGCUAGAACUUACGCAGCUAAAAAGCGAACUGCAGCUGCAACGCAAAUUGACGAAAUCCGCAACAACUAACGUCGCUCUGGGUACCGGCAGAAUAAAGACGGGCGAUUCAAUAGCUUCUGGUCAAUCCUCUCUGUCGAUCCAGGCGGCCAUUCAUCGUAUCGAGCGCGAGCGUGACGAGUCCAAGUGUGAGGUUCAGCGGCUUGAGCAGGAGCGGGAUGCGUUACGGGAUAAGUUGAAGCUUUCGACCCGCAGCCAGAGAGAGGAAAUGGCGAAGCAUGAAAACUUUAUCCUAGGGUAUAGUGCACAGGUAGCCAAACUGGAAGGCGAAAAGCGUGAUCUGCUGUUAAGCAAGUCAUCCUCCCAAACGAAAUUGCAGCUCAUGAAAGAGGAAAACCGAGAACUGCAAGAUCGAUUGAAAGAGCAAGAGGAUAGCUAUCAUAAGCUAAAGGUGUCCUACUCGCAGCUAAAGAUACUGCAAGAGCAAACUGAACGCUCGCUCACUCAGCAUCAGAAUCGGUUAAUGUCUUCCGAGACUCAACUAGGUACAACGGAAGCAAAACUGCACCGGGUGGACAGCGCGGUCGAAGAUGUGCAGAAGGAGCUGGGUAACUUGCGCGGAGAAAUCAGCGUUUUGAAGGCCUCCAAUGUAGCACUCGAGCGCGAAAAGGAUCAACUGUUGAUCGAGUUGGAUAAGAAAACGGAAAAGUUAUUCGCUGUUGAGGCAGAACUGGCGUCCUUGAAAGCAAAGCGAAACGAACUGCAGUCGACGAUUGACAGAAUGCAGCACAAACUUGAGAAUGUUAGCACGGACAACAUCCAGAAGGAAAGCACUCUACGAAGCUUUUCCACCGAAACGGAUACACUGAAGAAACAGCUGGCAAACCUGAAGCGCAGCAACGACAACGCUUCGACGGAGAAUGGCCGACUUACGAACGACUUGACGGAUGCACUCGGCGAGCUAACACUAACGAAACGGAAGCUUAAGGACUCACAACAGGAGGUUGAAGGCAUGAAGUCGCAAUUACGUGAAUAUGUCCAAGAAAUUCGACGUGCCGAAGAGUUGCUAUUAGCGAAGGAGCGAGAACGAGAAGAUAUUCUGAAGCAGUACAAAUCCCUUUCCGAGGGUGCCAACACACUAGAGGCUAGCAAUCAAACGCUGGAAAUGGAGAGCAUGGAAGCCAAAAAAUUACUCCAGGAAGCGGAAGAUCGCAUUAGCGGGCUAGAGGAGCUGGUGACGAUUCGCGAGCAGGACAUUACGGAGUGCGAGCGGCAGAUAAACGAGCUGUCGGCCCAACUGGCGGUGGCCGAGUCCGAGCUCGAGGCGCUACGAGACAAUAACCAUGCGCUGUUGCUGGACUUGGAAGCAACGAAGGAGCUGUGCAGCAAGUUGGACCUGCAAAAGGACAAGCUGAGUGAGGAGCUGCAGGAACAUUCCAACAUCCGUGAGCAGUUAGCCCGGGAAAAGGAAACGCUGCAGAAAGAGCUUUCGCUUGCUCGCACCGGCGAUCGGGCUGCGGUUAAUGGGUUGCAGGAGCUGCUAGCGGCCAGUAGGGCCGAGGUGGAACAGCAGCGAAUAGUAUUGGCGCAGCGUGAACAGGAGCGCGAUAAGCUGGUGACUGAAACGGAUGCAUUGCGGGCAAGGUUGGCGGAACAGCAAGAGGUCGUUCGGCGCAGCGAGGCACUCGCCAGCGAAUACAGUGUACAGCUGCAAGAGCUUCGACGCAAGCUAACAGAUGAACGGUUUGCUCUCAUUCGCUCCAGGGAUGCCGACCCGUCUGAUAUUGACCCAUCCGAGGUCGACUUGGAAGAUGAUGAGCAAAACAGGUACUCCACAAUGUAACGAGGGAAUUAUAUUGGGUAGGGAUGCUGCCUAAUUAUCACUUCUAACAUUCCAUUCUCAUGUAUGUGUGUGUUUUAUUGAAAUAUUGUAACUAGAAUAAGGCGGUACUUAGAAAUAGCGAAUAAAGCGAACAAUCACGGUCAAAACCUUUCGAACCCAAAUCUAGUGCGACAGAAAAGCCCGAACGUGUCGAAGUAUAAUCCAAAUUCAAAAUCUGUUCCGAAGGCAACGCAAUCACAUACCGCAAAGCGAAGAAGGACAUUUGAGCUUCACCACAGAAGCACACAAAAGUCAGGUAUACUUCCCGUUUUGUGCG